AUGGCGACGCAACCAACCUCGAGCCGGCCGAGGCCUGCUCCCGCGCCGUUUGUAAUUGAGCCGACCGCUCCCCAUACCCACACAUUCAUCCUCCUCCACGGCCUUGGCUCCAAUGGCGAGAAACCCGGCCGUGAGCUUCUGGAGACGGGGAUCGGCUCUGAUGGCCUCGACCUGCCGUCUCGGUUUCCCGGCGCAAAGUUUAUCUUCCCCACGUCCCGGCGUCGGCGCUCAAUGGCGUCCCGGGAUCCUUGA
Messenger RNA from Sporothrix schenckii 1099-18, 252 nucleotides. RefSeq lists its product as uncharacterized. Gene Ontology annotation, molecular function: hydrolase activity. The record is from RefSeq and is a predicted model, not a curated record. The transcript has a single exon. NCBI's taxonomy places the organism in Eukaryota, Fungi, Ascomycota, Sordariomycetes, Ophiostomatales, Ophiostomataceae. The coding region runs from base 1 to 252 and encodes 83 amino acids.